Baudoinia panamericana UAMH 10762 is the source of this 905-nucleotide messenger RNA. RefSeq lists its product as uncharacterized. Gene Ontology annotation, molecular function: RNA binding; RNA nuclease activity. The transcript is spliced from 3 exons. Lineage: Eukaryota; Fungi; Ascomycota; Dothideomycetes; Mycosphaerellales; Teratosphaeriaceae. The record is from RefSeq and is a predicted model, not a curated record. Bases 413 to 802 code for a protein of 129 amino acids.
ACGGCGACACCGUCCGAUUAGGCUUUGGAAGUACAAGCUUCAACACUGCGCACUUGGGUGAUUACACCCAUAGCAUGUUCCAUGUCCGCCAGCUCAUUCGCCUGAGAUCGCGGCCCAGCGCGGCGGUCCGCCCUCUGCAAUCGACAUACCAUAGCUGUAGCGUCAAGCUGAGCUCGCCAACGCUGCAGUUCUAUGGGAGGUGCUGCUUGAUCGGCAUAGCAGUGUAUAUCGGCGCUACGCAUGGACGCAGUUGGCCCGAUUAGCAGGAUUGCGACCGCCUUGGAAGCAUAAGUAGGCCUUCCAUCCCGCUCCCCUCCGUCUCCUCCCCAGCAAGGCCACUCGCAACCACACUCGUUUGUAGUCUUCCGAUUCCAAACAUCAUUCUCUUUCUCUUCCCACUCGAACCAUCAACAUGCGCUUCCUCUUCGCCACUGCCGCUUUCUUCGCGGCUGCCGCCUUUGCCUUCCCACUCACGCAGCGCCAGUCUUCCACCACUUGCGGCAAGAAUCGGUACACCACUAAGCAAGUCAAUGCUGCUCUCAAUCAAGGCUUGAACUACUACUACGACGACGAACAAGUCGGCAGCGACGACUAUCCGCACACUUACAACAACUAUGAGGACUUUGAAUUUCCCGUCCACGGCCCUUACUUGGAGUUCCCGAUUAAGGAGACCGGCAUUUACACUGGCGGCUCCCCCGGCGCUGACCGUGUGGUGUUUAAUGAGGAUGGCGAGUACGCCGGAACGAUCACGCAUACUGGCGCCUCGGGAGACGACUUCUUGGGCUGCUCGGGCACUCAUUAGGCUUGGCUGCUGGAAGGUGAAGUUGUCAGACUGGUAACUCUUGUUGGCGGAGAUGGUAGUGAGAGGCUCUGGAGCUCGUUCGUGUAAGUGAAGGAGGUGCUAC